CUCCCGGCCCCACCAUGGCGUUCACCUUCGCCGCCUUCUGCUACAUGCUGACUUUGGUCCUCUGCGCCUCGCUCAUCUUCUUCGUCAUCUGGCAUAUAAUCGCCUUUGACGAACUGCGCAUGGACUUCAAGAACCCCAUCGACCAGGGCAACCCGGCCAGGGCAAGAGAGAGGUUGAAAAACAUCGAACGGAUCUGCUGCCUCUUGAGAAAGCUCGUGGUUCCAGAAUAUUCCAUCCAUGGCCUCUUCUGCUUGAUGUUUCUCUGCGCAGCUGAAUGGGUGACCUUGGGGCUUAAUAUUCCUCUGCUUUUCUACCACUUGUGGAGGUACUUCCACCGCCCGGCAGAUGGCUCAGAAGUGAUGUAUGAUGCUGUGUCCAUCAUGAAUGCUGACAUCUUAAACUACUGCCAGAAAGAGUCCUGGUGCAAACUGGCCUUUUACCUGUUGUCAUUCUUCUAUUACCUGUACAGUAUGGUUUAUACGUUGGUGAGUUUCUAACAGAGCCCUCUGAAAGGGCGAGGAAGGGAUCCUGGAGAUGGUCCCAGCACCCUUCUGAGGGAUGCGCCCCACCUGGACAAUGAAAUUACAUACGAGGACUGCGUGGCUGUGGGGAGGGGACGGACCCGCAACGGCCUAAGCCCCUGCGUCUGAAGCCAAUAACGUUGCAAGACUUUCCUUUUCCUUGCUGCCUUGGACGCUGAUAAUUCUGCUGCCUCAUCUCGGACGGGGGCUGCCGUAACCACUCUCAUUCCCCGCCCCCCUUCCAGCCCCAAGAACAGGGUCUACCGGUUCUCUCUUUGGUGAAGAAACAGUGCCUAUUCUCUGCC
Messenger RNA from Heteronotia binoei (common prickly gecko), 826 nucleotides. It is a transcript of the gene CNIH2, whose product is annotated as cornichon family AMPA receptor auxiliary protein 2. The transcript is spliced from 6 exons. Gene Ontology annotation, biological process: vesicle-mediated transport; regulation of AMPA receptor activity. NCBI's taxonomy places the organism in Eukaryota, Metazoa, Chordata, Lepidosauria, Squamata, Gekkonidae. The record is from RefSeq and is a predicted model, not a curated record. Gene Ontology annotation, cellular component: dendrite; synapse. Bases 15 to 497 code for a protein of 160 amino acids.